GGACAGAUGGGUGGGCGGGCGCGGCCAGGGCCCUCGGAAUAGGCAGCGGGCGGACCCCUGUCGUGGGCCCGGCAGGGCAGUCUCGGGGCCUGGGUGUUGCCGUCCUCACCCCUGUCGGACACCUGUCUUCCCAAUCCCUGGACGCACCCUUCCAGCUCAGACGGUCAACCAGGUCCCGCGCCGUCGGGCAGGCUGGGGUCUCAGUGCUUCCCCUGCCCUCCCCUCCCUGGGGAAGGUGGCUGGGCUGCCAGGCGCUCUGUCCUGCUGCCCCAGUCAGCUGUCCGCUCCUCGACCAGCACCCGCCCUGAUGGCCCCUCCCCAAGGGGCGCACAUGCAGCACUGUGGAGACACCCCGGAGGCGUAGGGGCCUCGGCAGCCUUGCCUGUCCCCUUUGGAGGGCCCCAACUCCCCAGGGCUCCCCCAGCAGCGUCUGUUCCACCGGGUGUCCCUGGGAGGGGGAGUCCACCUGGUCCGCCCUUCUGCGGGACCCACAGUUGUCACUUUGACCCGCAGGGAGGUCGGGUCACUGCCCUGCCCUGCUCUCACCUCUCCAGUGGUCUCCACUCCCACUUCUGGGCCACGGGGUAUCUGUCCCCACCCUGAACUGCCUGACGCCCUGACGUCUGGGCACCCGCAUCUUCCGAGGACCGGCCCUCGCUGUCUCUAGGUCCUUCUGUGCCGGGGUAUGAGGGUUGGUGGGGGAGUUGCGCCCUGGCUGGCAUCCAGGUCAGCCCCGCCCCACGGGGGUGGGGAGGAAGCAGGAACCAGUCUCUGUCAACAGCCUUUGGCCCCUGAUCCUGCCCUGGGGCCAUGACCUUCCUGCUACUUGCUCUGGUUUCACAAAAACCGCCCCCCACCACCAGCUCAGACCCAUCUGAGGCUGGGAACCCUCAACCCCACCCAUUCGGAUCGUGGCAAGAGCAGGGGUCCAGGACCUGGGAGGGAGCGGGCACGUCGUCCAUGAAGGAAGGAGGCUCGGUCCCGCAGGCCACGCCCCACCACACUGGCUCCAGCAAGGGACCAGAAAGGGGCUGGCACGUGCGCCCGCUCCUGGGGGACCAGCCUCACAUCCGGUGCCACAGGCUGAACCCGAAGGCCCUCAGCCUUGCACAGCCCAAAGUCAGCAAGGUGGGUUAGCGGAGGGGCGGCCAUGUGGUCCUGGAGCUCCUCGCUGGUCAGUCCCUGCAGGGCACAUGGGCAGGGAACAUCUUACUGGGCCGUGUCCUUCCUCCCCAUGUCCCCAGCCAGCCGUUGCCACUGUCCCCCUCCUUGCCCCCCUGCGCCCCUGAGCCUGCCCGCCCACCUCUCCUCUCCCUGCAGCACUUGGGCAGAGCCCGCAAGAGGCUGGUUCCUGGCUGUUCCUUACCCGCCCAGCUCAGUGGCCUGGCUGAGCAAGGGGCAGGGCAGCAGACAGGGCUGUCUGAUGAGAAUCAGGAGAUAAAUCCCCUUGGGUGACCCCAGAGCUGGAGAGAGCUGAACCACCCCUCAUUCUCCACCUGCCUGACUUCUGCCAGAAGAGUCCUCCGUACUGUGGCUCCUCUUCUCCUGAGACUGCAGCCGGGGUGAUUCCUCACCUGGCCCAGGGCCUGGGGACCAGUGACUGUUGGGUGAGGCCUCCACCAGGCCUGGCCCGCACCCAUGACCAAGGGCCGGGUCAGGAACCCCACGACAGGCUGUGACCUAGGUGCCCGCCCGGAUCACUGAGCUCACCCUGCAUGGUUGUGUCUCAGGGUCCCCUUACGGGUGACAGGUGAAUCUCAGGGGAGCCCUAGGUUGAGCUGGCCCCACAAGGGCCCAGCUGGACCCUGAUGGGAGGAGGCUGAAACCCUCCACCUGCCCACACCCCGUACUGCCCCCCCUUACCCCUGGCCACUCACUGUCUUCCAGCCUACCGGUUGUCCAUCCGUCUGUCCGUCCGUCCGUCCAUCCAUCCAUACUUCCAUCCCUCCCUUGCUCACUGCUUGCCAGGGCGCCCAGAGAAGGGCCUAUCCACAGGCCUGGAGGGCUCACACAAGUCACUCCUAUGGGGCCCACACCCAGGCCCUCAAUGGCCCCUCCCUGCUGCCUGCAUGGAAUUCAGCCCGAGUCAGAAAAAGCCAGAAAGGAGAAUUGAUAGGGCUCUGCUGCCCUUCAUCUCCACUCAGACUUGGGCCAGGCCCACGGCAGCCCUCCCACCGGCACGGCCAGGGCAGGGGUCCCGCGCCUGGGCCCCUGACAGCCUGCACUAAUGCUGUCAAAGGAACGUGCCCCAGGGGGACCCAAGAAGCCAGGCCUGAGCCUUGCGUGGGGCCCAGAGGGUGCACCUAGAUACCCCGGCCCUGGGAAGGGGGCUGCAUCUGACGGGACCAUCCUGAGCACGGGCCCUGCACUCCUGGUCCCCUGGGCAAGGCUGGGAGCUGGCCUGGGGCCACCUUGAUAACCACGGCACUGUGAUGGAUGGCGCUGGCAUUCCACCCCGGCCUGGCAAGCUGCCUUUCCCAGGGGCUAAGAAUAGGUGGGGGGGGAUGGCAAGGGCUGGAGGGAGGAGGUGGGUAGCUAGGGAGCGUAAGGGUGGUCAGUGCCACCAGCACGCUGGGGUGGGGCUCUGGGGCUGUCGGAGCUGCGAGAGAGACAGCCACGCCAGCCAUGGGAAACCCAGCUCCGCCCGGGGAAGACGCAUGGGCUGGGACCCUGGGCCGCACCCCCAGCACAGGGCCGGCCCCCCGCCCCGUCACUGGCGAAGAGCAGCUGCUGCUGGUGUCUUCUCCCUCCCAGCUCCCACUUCCUCAAUAGGACCGGAGGCUCCAGGGAGCGGUUUUAGGGAAGCAUCAGAGCCCGGCUGGGCCUCCUCACUUGUGGGGGGUCCCUCCACAGACCCUGUGGUCUGACCGGAAGUCCCCAGAGGAGUGUGUGUGACCACAAGGACCCCUUUGCCCCAGCUGUGUAGCCCCAGCCAGAUGUGGGGGGUGGCUGCUCAGAGGCAUGCCCCUCACCCGGCCACACCGCCCCCGCCCCCGCCGCGUCCUGCUGCUGCUGCUGCUGCUGGCCUGCCAGGCCCCUUCUGCCCAGGUGACGGACUUCCUGUUUGAGAGAUGGAAGCUCUACGGUGACCAGUGUCUCUACAACCUGAGCCUGCUGCCCCCCCCCACUGAGCUAGUCUGUAAUAGAACCUUCGACAAGUACUCCUGUUGGCCAGACACCCCUCCCAACACCACGGCCAACACGUCCUGCCCCUGGUACUUGCCUUGGCACCACAAAGUGCAGCACCGCCUUGUCUUCAAGAAGUGUGGGCCGGACGGGCAGUGGGUGCGCGGGCCCGGCGGGCAGUCGUGGCGCAACGCUUCGCAGUGCCAGAUAGACGACCACGAGAUUGAGGUCCAGAAGGAGGUGGCCAAGCUGUACGGCGCGUUCCGGGUGAUGUACACGGUGGGGUACUCGCUCUCCCUGGGGGCCCUGCUCCUGGCCCUAGCUAUCCUGCUGGGCCUCAGCAAGCUGCACUGCACCCGAAACUACAUCCAUGCCAACCUGUUCGCGUCCUUCGUGCUCAGGGCCAGUUCCGUGCUGGUCAUCGACGCGCUGCUCGAGACACGCUACAGCCAGAAGGUCGGGGACGACCUCAGCAUGAGCGUGUGGCUGAGUGACGGGGCGGUGGCCGGCUGCCGGGUGGCCGCCGUGUUCAUGCAGUACGGCGUCGUGGCCAACUACUGCUGGCUGCUGGUGGAGGGCGUGUACCUGCAUGGCCUGCUGGGCCUCGCCGCCUUCCCGGAGAGGAGCUGCUUCGCCCUCUACGUGGGCAUCGGCUGGGGCGCCCCCAUGUUCUUCGUCAUCCCCUGGGCCGUGGUCAAGUGUCUGUUUGAGAACAUCCAGUGCUGGACCAGCAAUGACAACAUGGGUUUCUGGUGGAUCCUGCGCUUCCCCGUCUUCCUGGCGAUCCUGAUCAACGUCUGCAUCUUCGUACGCGUCCUCCUCAUCCUCGCGGCCAAGCUGCGGGCCCGCCAGAUGCGCUACACCGACUACAAGUUCCGGCUGGCGAAGUCCACGCUGACCCUCAUCCCGCUGCUGGGGGUCCACGAGGUGGCGUUUGCCUUCGUGACAGACGAGCAUGCCCAGGGGACCCUGCGCUCUGCCAAGCUCUUCUUUGACCUCUUCCUCAGCUCCUUCCAGGGCCUGCUGGUGGCUGUUCUGUACUGUUUCCUCAACAAGGAGGUGCAGUCGGAGCUGCUGCGGAGCUGGCGCCGCUGGCGCGCGGGGAACUCGCUGCAGGAGAGGCGCCGCACCAGCGGGCACACGGCCUCAGCCCGGCCCACCGGCGGCCCUCCCAGCCAGAAGCUUCUGCUCUCCAGGGGUGGCGGCAGCAGCAACGGGGCCGGCCGGGACCCCUCUGCAGACAGCUGCCUAGUCGGCAGCCUCCCUGGGUUGGCUGAGAGCCUCUUCUAAAGCCCCGGGACCCACCGCGGCUCUGGCUGGGGCUGGACUCAGGUGCUGAGAGAGGGCACUGCUGGAGAGCCUGGAACCGGACGCCCGACAGAGACUUCCCCGUCCCCUGUCCCGCACAGUGUGGUGGUCUGAGGGGGAGAGGCUCCCUUCUCCACACCUGCUCUGUGCUGUGGCGAGGGACAGGGUGCACGCCGGCGAGCCGGUGUUUAAGGAAAUGUGUACUGUCCCACAAUAAAGAGUUUGAGAAGUGGCUGCCUUGAACACCCUGGAGCG
Messenger RNA from Ailuropoda melanoleuca (giant panda), 4689 nucleotides. It is a transcript of the gene GCGR, whose product is annotated as glucagon receptor. The transcript has 15 exons. Gene Ontology annotation, biological process: adenylate cyclase-activating G protein-coupled receptor signaling pathway; cell surface receptor signaling pathway. Lineage: Eukaryota; Metazoa; Chordata; Mammalia; Carnivora; Ursidae. Gene Ontology annotation, cellular component: plasma membrane. The record is from RefSeq and is a predicted model, not a curated record. Gene Ontology annotation, molecular function: peptide hormone binding; glucagon receptor activity. Bases 2962 to 4416 code for a protein of 484 amino acids.